AUGAACUCACUCAAACCUUUAAGAUCUUUCAAUCCACAUUUAGUCGAAUACUUUAGAACUUCAAAUAUACCCAGAACACAAUAUGGUUUUAGAAAUAUAGUGAAACCUUCAGCUUGUCAAGAUUUACUAGAUAAGUUAAAGUUAACUGAAAAGUAUCCAAAUUCGCUGUCUUCCCUUGAUAUAAUAGAUGUAUUUCCAGGUUAUGGCUUAUUUUCUACCAUGUUAAAUCAUGAAUUAAAACCCAAGAACCACAUAGUACUUGAAAAUAAUAAGCUCAUAGCACAAAUGUGGAAAGAGAGAAUCAGCCAUCUCGAGGAAAAAACAAAUAAUAAAGAAAACUUCAGAUUAUAUGAGCAAGACGGAUACAUGUGGGAAACGUAUGAUAACUUGAUUCAGAAUGACAAGCUACUUCAGCCCAACUUUCAGACAAGAAAGGAUAUUAAUGAUGAGUUACUUAUAGUUGCGAAUUUGACUAUUUUGAAAUUUGGAGAACUGUUGUUAGCCCAAUGGUUGGCCUGCUGUGGAUUUGGGAAUUGGUUGCAAAAGUAUGGCAGAGUUAGAAUGAUCUGCUUUACAUUGGAAUCAACAGGUCAAAAGUUUAUGGCACAAGAAUCUUUUUCUAAAAGAAACAAGGCCGCAGUUAAAAGAGAAACAUUCACAGACUCAAAAAUCAUUGGAGUAACAGAGCCUCUUGAUGUUUCAGAUUGUAAUGGAGCUGGAUAUGACCCACGAGUGAUGAUAAAGGAUCAACCGGUAUUGAUACCAAGAAAAUCCGUGUUGCCUCCCAAUUCUACUUCAAUCACUGUAUUGGAAAUUGAACCUAGGAAUAUUGAGAUUGAUGAUAUUGAUGUUGAAAUGUUCGAAUUCUUUCUUAAAAAUUUCUUUGUGAAAAAGACAACUCCUGUAAAAGAAGGCCUAAAGUUUCUUGGCCCCGGUGCAGAUAUUGACAUUAUUCCCAAACUUAGAGAGGAAUUGGUGGAUAAGACUAUAAGAGACCUAACAAUGAGUGAGGUUUUAGAAGUUUACGAAGCAUUUAACAAGUGGCCAUUCAAGCCAUCAUACGAAGAUACAUUGGAUGUGGUAGAUUUUGAAGAUAGACGAUUUUGA
Molecule: messenger RNA, 1107 nt
Organism: Dujonia railenensis
Lineage: Eukaryota; Fungi; Ascomycota; Pichiomycetes; Serinales; Debaryomycetaceae
Source: the annotation of a GenBank genome assembly